UUUGGUGGAGAGAGAUAUUAAACAAUGAAAGUGAAUGUGGAGAUAAUAACGGGGACGUUUAUUGAUACGGACGUGAGUGAAGAUACGACGGUCAAAGAACUGAAAGAGAAGAUCGCGGCGAAGGUGAAAUUACCGGUGACUCGUUUGAUACUUGUCAUCGGAGAUGAAGAGACGAGAAGGAUGGUGAUGGACGAUGAAGAUGACAUGAUGCUGAGAGAUUUAGGAGUGGGAGAAGAUUCUCAUAUGUAUUUGUUCUUUAAGCAUCCUGAUUUGGUUUCUGAGGAAGAGAGAUCUAAAGGAGAAGAUGAUGAUGAUGAUCCUAUGGAGGAGGUUUCGUCGGAAGCAGAGAGUCCAAGAGGAAACGAAGAAGAAGACGAAAAGCCAAAAAUAGACGGUGAAGAGAAGGAUCAAGCGAUGAAGGAUGAGGAAGAAGAUAGCGAUGAGAAAGUAGAAGAAGAUGAAGAAGCGAAGCAGAGUGAGAAGGAUGGUGAAGCAAAGGAUAAUGGUGAUGAUGAUGUUAAAGAGGAAGCAAGAGAGGUUGAAGAAGGAGAUAUUAAAGAGGAAAUCUAGGGUUUCUUGAUUUGAUAUGAGAUUUGUUUUAACAAUUCCAUUUUUAUUGUUUUGCAUUUGUGAUUAUCUUGUUAUAUUGUUUCUUGGUAUACAAGUAAACAAUCAAACAUUGUUUUAGGUGUCUUACCAGCAUAAUAAAAAAUUGAUUUUGUU
Arabidopsis arenosa is the source of this 723-nucleotide messenger RNA. The record is from the annotation of a GenBank genome assembly. NCBI's taxonomy places the organism in Eukaryota, Viridiplantae, Streptophyta, Magnoliopsida, Brassicales, Brassicaceae.